UGGCACUGGCCCUUUAAGAAAUGACGCAUGCUGGUCAUGUGAUCAGCCUACCAUGUGUCUGUCACUUCCGGGUUUCAGUGUCCACUUUGAGUUAUUCUCUUAGGAUUUCUGUAACAAGAAACAACAAUGAAUGGUGACAACUACGCUGUGAGUGAGAGAUUAGUGUCAGCAUCCUACGUUCGGCAGGCGUCCCAAGCCCGCCGUGGACAUGAGCAGCUCAUCAGGCUACUUUUAGAGCAGGGAAAGUGUCCAGAGGAAGGAUGGAGCGAGAGCACAAUCGAGCUUUUUAUGAACGAACUGGCUGUCAUGGACAGCAACAACUUCCUGGGCAAUUGCGGCGUGGGCGAGAGGGAAGGCCGUGUAGCGUCCAGCCUUGUGGCAAGACGACAUUAUAGGUUGAUCCACGGUAUCGGUCGAUCGGGUGACAUCGCCGCCAUUCAGCCAAAAGCUGCUGGAUCUAGUCUACUUAAUAAGUUGACCAACUUGCUUGUUCUGGACAUUUUAAAGCUCUCGGGCGUAAGGAGCGUGGCGAGCUGCUUUGUGGUCCCCAUGGCAACCGGCAUGAGCCUGACACUUUGUUUCCUGACUCUCCGCCAGCGUAGACCGAAGGCACGCUAUAUCAUCUGGCCGCGCAUUGACCAGAAGUCGUGCUUCAAAGCCAUGAUCACAGCAGGCUUUGAACCCAUCAUAAUCGAGAAUGUGCUCGAGGGUGAUGAGUUGAGGACAGACUUGGAAGCAGUUGAACGCAAAAUUGAGGAGCUGGGAGCCGACAGCAUCCUGUGCGUCCAUUCCACAACGUCCUGCUUUGCACCACGAGUCCCCGACAGGCUGGAGGAGCUUGCCACAAUCUGUGCCAAGUACAACAUCCCUCACAUUGUAAAUAAUGCAUACGGAGUGCAGUCAUCCAAGUGUAUGCACCUGAUACAGCAAGGUGCUAGAGUUGGAAGAAUUGAUGCCUUUGUGCAAAGUUUGGACAAGAACUUCAUGGUUCCAGUAGGUGGGGCCAUAAUUGCGGGUUUUGACGACUCCUUCGUGCAGGAAAUCAGCAAGACGUACCCAGGUCGAGCGUCCGCGUCACCUUCCCUCGACCUACUCAUCACACUCCUCACUCUGGGAGCCAGUGGCUACAAGAAACUACUGUCGGACAGGAAGGAGAUGUAUAAGCUUCUGGCCGAGGAGCUGAAAACGCUGGCCUCGGCACAUGGGGAGCGAUUGCUUGAUACCCCACACAAUCCCAUUUCACUCGCCAUGUCGCUGAACGGGCUCCAGGCCAGCGGCAACCAAACGGUGACUCAACUGGGCUCCAUGUUGUUCACACGCCAAGUUUCAGGAGCCAGGGUCGUGACGCUGGGCAAGGAGCAGACAAUCGGUGGACACACGUUCUGUGGCUUUAUGUCACAUUCAGAUGCCUACCCAUGCCCCUACCUCAACGCCGCCGCUGCCGUGGGCAUCACCCACGAGGACGUGGCUAUGUGCAUCAAGAGACUGGACAAGUGCUUGAGGACACUGCAGAAAGAGGCACAAAGUCGCUCCCCUCUAACGCCGCUGAGUUAGACAUAAAUAUUUGUUAUUUUAAAGGGGAACUGCAAUUUUUUGGGAGCUUUGCCUAUCGUUCCCAAUCAUUAUGAGAGACAAGAACACACGUUUUUUUUUUUUCCAGGAUUUUAAAGAUGAUUAAAAAAAACGCUUGUACGAUGCGGCUAAUGGGAAUCAUCGUUGUCGCCUUCAAAGCCCUCUAAAACAACUUCAGAACCCUCCUGCAAUGUUUUAUAUACACACUGCAAGUCUAUAUAUAAUGUACUAACCGACAUGUUCAUAACAAUAUGUAAUAUGUUCAAUAUUUACUCUAUUUUGAUCAUUUUAGUCAUUUCCGAGACUGAUUUCUUACGCACAUUGAUUUCUGUAUCCAAAGUAGCACACGUCUGACUUCUGGCAACAAAUGUGUGUUCCUACUUCCGGAAUCAAACACGCGUGUGUGUUUUAUUCACGACAGACUUGGUAACAGACAACAUCACAACCUUAUCUUUUUGAAGCUGAAUAUACUGAGGAUGAACUACGCUUAUAAAGCGAGCACGAAGAAACAGUGAGACGUUGGAGCAGAGCGUGAGGUGAAAGCGACGACGCUAUAAAUGUGGAACUUGGAGACAAGCUAUUUCGACAUAAAUGGAUUGCUUACCCAAAAUCAACAGGAAACAUCCCCGGCCAGCUGGACCAGACGAACUGCAUUGCUAGGCACGUAGAACAAGUCGAUUUUUACAUGUUAGGAAGAAAAAAAAACUUGUCGUCUUGUCUCAUGAUGAUUAUGAACGAUCAAAAUUCCCCAAAACUUGCAGUUCUCCUUUAUAUCAGUGUGGAUGUGCUUUAAAUGAGCAAAAUGCAUACAAAAUCAUGGUCUCCACAAUCAUGUUUUUAUUCAGAGCAAGCUUCUUAUUCUUUAAAUGACUCUGCUGAUAAUAUUUUUACUAGUAAUCAUGAUGACAGUAUUUUUAGCAGUGUUGUUGACAAACUAGAGGAAAAAUCUGAACCGCCAUUAAGAAUGUGGCCUGUGACUGAGGGGCCGCUGUUUUGAUUUCUCCAAUCAGUGCAGGCAGUAUCCCUCAUCUUUGUUUUCUCAAAGUUGUACAUAGUGAACAAAGUGUGUAUCUUAUGGAGGUAUCAUGAAAUAAAUUAUAAUGGUCGGAGAACAGAACCUCGUGGAACGUUUUUUUUUUUUUUAAACUACAAACACACUGGUUGUUUUAAUGAACUUUUUUCACAGCAUUGGAACCAAAAGUAAAUAAAACUUUACUUACUUAC
This is a messenger RNA of Entelurus aequoreus (snake pipefish), 2796 nucleotides long. It is a transcript of the gene sepsecs, whose product is annotated as Sep (O-phosphoserine) tRNA:Sec (selenocysteine) tRNA synthase. Lineage: Eukaryota; Metazoa; Chordata; Actinopteri; Syngnathiformes; Syngnathidae. The coding region runs from base 127 to 1554 and encodes 475 amino acids. The transcript has 12 exons. The record is from RefSeq and is a predicted model, not a curated record. Gene Ontology annotation, biological process: conversion of seryl-tRNAsec to selenocys-tRNAsec; selenocysteine incorporation. Gene Ontology annotation, molecular function: O-phosphoseryl-tRNA(Sec) selenium transferase activity; tRNA binding.